AAGAUGGCGGCUGUGGUGCUGGCGGCGACGCGGUUGCUGCGGGGCUCGGGUUCUUGGGGCUGUUCGCGGCUGAGGUUUGGACCUCCUGCGUACAGACGGUUUAGUAGUGGGGGUGCCUAUCCCAACAUCCCCCUCUCUUCUCCCUUACCUGGAGUACCCAAGCCUGUUUUUGCUACAGUUGAUGGACAGGAAAAGUUUGAAACCAAAGUAACCACAUUGGAUAAUGGGCUUCGCGUGGCAUCUCAGAAUAAGUUUGGACAGUUUUGUACAGUAGGAAUUCUUAUCAAUUCAGGAUCGAGAUAUGAAGCGAAAUACCUUAGUGGAAUUGCUCACUUUUUGGAAAAAUUGGCAUUUUCGUCUACUGCUCGAUUUGACAGCAAAGAUGAAAUUCUGCUUACGUUGGAAAAGCAUGGGGGUAUCUGUGACUGCCAGACAUCAAGAGACACCACCAUGUAUGCUGUGUCUGCUGAUAGCAAAGGCUUGGACACGGUGGUUGGCUUACUGGCCGAUGUGGUUCUGCAGCCCCGGCUAACAGAUGAAGAAGUCGAGAUGACGCGGAUGGCGGUCCAGUUUGAGCUGGAGGACCUGAACCUGCGGCCUGACCCAGAGCCACUUCUCACCGAGAUGAUUCAUGAAGCGGCUUACAGGGAGAACACAGUUGGCCUCCACCGUUUCUGCCCCACAGAAAACAUAGCAAAGAUCAACCGAGAGGUGCUGCAUUCGUACCUGAGGAACUACUACACUCCCGACCGCAUGGUGCUGGCUGGCGUGGGCGUGGAGCACGAGCAUCUGGUGGACUGUGCCCGGAAGUACCUCCUGGGGGUCCAGCCGGCCUGGGGGAGCGCAGAGGCCGUGGAUAUUGACAGAUCUGUGGCCCAGUACACUGGGGGGAUUGCCAAGCUAGAAAGAGACAUGUCCAAUGUCAGCCUGGGCCCGACCCCCAUCCCCGAGCUCACGCACAUCAUGGUUGGACUGGAGAGCUGCUCCUUCCUGGAGGAGGACUUCAUCCCCUUUGCAGUGUUGAACAUGAUGAUGGGCGGAGGUGGCUCCUUCUCGGCUGGUGGGCCCGGCAAGGGCAUGUUCUCCAGGCUCUACCUCAACGUGCUCAACAGGCACCACUGGAUGUAUAACGCGACCUCCUACCACCACAGCUACGAGGACACUGGCCUCCUUUGCAUCCAUGCCAGUGCCGACCCAAGACAGGUUCGAGAAAUGGUAGAAAUCAUCACAAAGGAGUUUAUUUUAAUGGGCGGAACCGUGGACGCGGUGGAGCUGGAACGAGCCAAGACGCAGCUGACGUCAAUGCUUAUGAUGAACCUGGAAUCCAGGCCUGUGAUCUUCGAGGAUGUGGGGAGGCAGGUGCUGGCCACUCGCUCCAGAAAGCUGCCGCACGAGCUGUGCACGCUCAUCCGCAACGUGAAGCCGGAAGAUGUGAAGAGAGUCGCUUCUAAGAUGCUCCGAGGGAAGCCGGCAGUGGCCGCCCUGGGUGACCUGACUGACCUGCCCACGUAUGAACACAUCCAGACCGCCCUGUCGAGUAAGGACGGGCGCCUGCCCAGGACGUACCGGCUCUUCCGGUAGAACUGCUCCCCGGCCUGACAGACCCAGGAGCUGCAGCUGGAGCCUGUUCCCAUGCGUGUUAGUUUGGACACGAAUUUAGUCUAAAAAGCUGUCUGGUUGUAUAAACGGUGCAAACAAUGUCGCCACAGCACCCACGCGGUUUGCAUUCUUUCGGAACUCAAUGUGCCGAUCAGUGGAGUCAGUAUCGAGCCUGACCACCGCAAGCCAGGAAGCAGGUGAAGUGCCCAGCGCUGGAGUGCAGUGUGCCACGAGGAGGGCGGUCAGUGCUUCCCUCCUCGGGCUGUGGGCACAUGGGGCCCCGCAGGUUCCUUGGAGGAGCCCUGAGCUGGGAGGCAGCAAAGACCGACCUAUCAGAGCCUCCCAGAGGCCACCGUGUUGGGUACCAGGACUCACCUCUGACAAACAGGACAAGGCAAGGGCCCAGUCAGCUCCGAGGAGCGCGGCCACGCGUGUGCACACAGCUUCCCUGGUAAUAAAGAGCUGGCAUCUUUCUUA
Pan troglodytes (chimpanzee) is the source of this 2076-nucleotide messenger RNA. RefSeq names its product peptidase, mitochondrial processing subunit alpha (gene PMPCA). NCBI's taxonomy places the organism in Eukaryota, Metazoa, Chordata, Mammalia, Primates, Hominidae. Gene Ontology annotation, molecular function: metal ion binding; metalloendopeptidase activity. Gene Ontology annotation, cellular component: mitochondrion. The record is from RefSeq and is marked provisional.